GUUUACUUGUUAGAGAAACUUCUUCUUGCUAUACAACUUUAUUCACGUCUCAAUAAGAGGUCAAGAAAAUGGCUGGGGAAUCAUAUGAAAACGCCACUAAUGGAGGAGCGAAGAAAGAGUUUAACCCGGAUGAGAGGAUCCGCUCCGGAUUCGCCUACUUCAAGACUGAGAAAUAUGACAAAGAUCCCGAGUUGUACGAUGAGCUCGCAAAAGAUCAAAGCCCAAAGUUUUUGGUAUUUGCCUGCUCCGAUUCCAGAGUGUGCCCAUCCCACAUACUUAAUUUCCAACCAGGAGAGGCUUUUCUGGUUCGUAAUAUAGCCAACAUGGUCCCUCCUUAUGACCAG
Molecule: messenger RNA, 344 nt
Organism: Nicotiana tabacum (common tobacco)
Lineage: Eukaryota; Viridiplantae; Streptophyta; Magnoliopsida; Solanales; Solanaceae
Source: RefSeq, a predicted model, not a curated record